AUGCCAGAUAAGUACCUCGAUCGUGUAUACAUCUACUGGCAUUACCUAGGCGGGGUUGUUUGUAGUAUCAUUUCCUUUGUAGGAAUUGGAGGAAAUAUCGUAACGAUUAUAGUUCUAUCAAGUCCUGAGAUGAAAAGCUCCACAAGCAUCUUCCUGAUAGUUCUAGCGAUGUUUGAUGUUUGUGUGUUAAUCAAUAUGCUCAUUGCUAACACAAGGUGGAUGUUGUUGUAUUCAGCUUACAGCUCCACAUAUUUCCAUUACUUCAUGCUGCCCGCACUCCCUACAAUGUACGCCGUAACAAACAUCUCCCAUACGGGGUCCAUCUACACCGUUGUUGCAGUCAACUUUGAACGUUACAUUGCCGUGUGCCAUCCUCUCAAAGCAGCAUCGUUCUGUACAAUCUCCCGAGCCAUAAAAACGUCCAUCGCCGUCUUCAUAAUGUGCCUCAUAUACACCUCUCCACGCUAUUUGGAAAUGUAUCUCAAAUGGGACUGGGUACCCGAGUUCAACCAAACCAUGUUAGUAGUGGGCAUCUCUGAUAUGUCCUACAACUAUUGGUACAUGACAGUCUACUUGGUCUACAUCAACGUCAUCGUCAAAUUUGUCAUCCCUGGAGUCCUAUUGGUCACCCUUAACACGGUCAUGGUCCGCAAGCUCUACCGUACAAAGCCUAACCUUCAGAAACAGGAGCGGAAAGGAAGUGAGAAGGAACGUUUCACAGCAAUGGUUCUGGCAGUGGUGGUAGUCUUCCUGGUGUCACUCGCAGCAGCCUGUCUGGAGCUGAUCAUGUAUGAAGUCAACUCGGCAAUGGUUUUGGAAGAGUGUUCGGAGAUCUGUGGUUACAUAAGCGGAAUCGGACAAUUGGCAGUUGUCACCAACUCAUCUAUCAAUUUUCUUCUCUUCUGUUUUUUUGGACGGAAGUUCCGUGGGGUCUUCGCAAAGAAGUUUCUGUCCUGCUCUAGAAGAUAAAUGCAAUUAAUAACGCGAUGGAAUCCAGAUUUGGACUGUAACGUUUCGCUUUGUCAAUACACAUAUGUCCUUAGUUCGGACCCUCUGUCUUCAGGACGAUGCCAGAUUGAAACAUCCAUGAAUAUUCAAAAAUGAAAGAAUAUAUCUCGUAACCAUAACUCCUUAAGCAGGGAAAAGCUUUUGUUCGCGGGAAGCAUAACUGUUCGGUUUAAAGGUGUUUCAUUAUAUAUCAGUAGUCUGGUCGUUAUGCUACAUUUAUACGGUCGAAUUCAAAGAAUUUUAAAUACUUGUUCUGUUAAAAAACUGUAUACUAUUACUAAGAAUAAUUCCAUUCAAUAUGACAUUAUAUUCAUGUCCUCUCUAUAAGGCACUGAUGAGUACAUUAUCUGAAGCCUAUUCAUAGUAUCCUCUGUCGUCAUGUGGAUGAGGUAUUUCCAAAAACGGCAUGACAUCAUUGCCACUCGCUGACUCACUCACUCACUCACACACAUAGUAUCGUCACAUGUCGAAAUAGGACCUAAUCGUACUAUGAUUUAAGCACUAUUGAUUUCAGUGAAUCGUUUCAGCCCUUGUCUUGAUUUAACAAGCCCCAAGAACGUAGCUCGUGCUUGCGGGUGCGUUUGAUGGUUUUCACUCAUGUUGAUGUGUUUCG
Messenger RNA from Haliotis rufescens (red abalone), 1621 nucleotides. RefSeq names its product FMRFamide receptor-like. The coding region runs from base 1 to 969 and encodes 322 amino acids. Gene Ontology annotation, biological process: G protein-coupled receptor signaling pathway. Gene Ontology annotation, cellular component: membrane. The record is from RefSeq and is a predicted model, not a curated record. NCBI's taxonomy places the organism in Eukaryota, Metazoa, Mollusca, Gastropoda, Lepetellida, Haliotidae. The transcript has a single exon. Gene Ontology annotation, molecular function: G protein-coupled receptor activity.